CUAGAGCGGCGGCUGGUCUGGAGAGGAGCAGGGUGCUCGCUCUGGCUCCACGCGCAGGGACGCCGCCGGGCCCCCGCACUGGGCACCGGGCACGUCACGAGCCGGGGAUGUGAGCUGCGCCCGCGCGGCAUGGCAGCCUCAGGGGUGCUUGGAGGAUACGACAUCCUCAUCAUCUACAGCUCAGAUGCCGAGGACUGGUGUCAGUACCUCCAGGAUCUUUUCCUAUCAAGUCGGCAGGUCCGCACCCAGAAGAUACUGACUCACAAACUGGACCCCAAGGCCUCCUUCUCAGCCAAGGACUUGAACCUCUUUCUCAGCACCCGGUGCAUCAUGGUACUGCUGUCUGCAGAGCUGGUGCAUCACUUCUACCAGCCGGCUGCACUGCCCCUGCUGCAGCGAGCCUUCUACCCUCCACACCGCAUGGUGAGGCUGCUCUGCGGAGUUCAGGACAGCGAGGAGUUCCUGGAUUUCUUUCCAGAUUGGGCUCACUGGCAGGAGCUCACGUGUGAUGAUGAGCCCGAGAUUUAUGUGGCAGCUGUGAAGAAGGCUGUUUCUGAAGAUUCUGGCUGUGACUCAGUCACUGACACUGAGGCUGAGGACGAGAAGAUCCUUCCCUACUCAAAACAGCAUAAUCUGCCACAGGAGAAUUUCCCUGGGAACCUGAUGGUGGUGCAGCCAGAGCGCAUCCGUUGUGGGGAGGAAACCACAGUCUACGUUAUCCUGAGAUGUAAAUUGGAUGAGAGAGUGACAACAGAAGCAGAGUUUUCUCCUGAGGAUUCUCCCGCCGUUCGCGUGGAAGCCAUGCUGGAGAACGAGUACACUGUUUCAGUGAAGGCACCCAACCUUUCAUCUGGGAAUGUUUCUCUGAAGGUAUAUUCCAGAGACUUAGUGGUAUGUGAAACCACCAUUAGCUAUUAUACUGACAUGGAAGAAAUUGGAACUUUAUUGUCCAGUGCCGCAAACCCUGUGGAGUUCAUGUGUCAGGCCUUUAAAAUUGUGCCCUACAACACAGAGACCCUUGAUAAACUGCUAACUGAAUCCCUGAAGAACAACAUCCCUGCAAGUGGACUGCACCUCUUUGGCAUCAGCCAGUUGGAAGAAGAAGAUAUGAUGACAAAUCAAAGGGAUGAAGAGCUGCCCACCCUGUUACAUUUUGCGGCAAAGUAUGGAUUGAAGAACCUCACUGCCUUGUUGCUCACUUGCCCAGGAGCCCUCCAGGCAUACAGUGUGGCCAACAAACAUGGGCACUACCCCAACACCAUCGCUGAGAAGCAUGGCUUCAGGGACCUCAGGCAGUUCAUCGAUGAGUAUGUGGAAACUGUGGACAUGCUCAAGAGCCACAUAAAGGAGGAACUGAUGCAAGGGGAGGAGGCUGAUGCCGUGUAUGAGUCCAUGGCUCACCUCUCCACAGACCUUCUCAUGAAGUGCUCCCUGAACCCUGGCUGUGAUGAAGACCUGUAUGAGUCCAUGGCCACCUUCUCCCCAGCUGCCUCUGAAGACCUCUAUGUAGAAAUGCUUCAGGCCAGUACAUCUAACCAAAUGUCUGGAGAGAGUUUCUCUCGGCCCACCAAGGACUCUAUGAUCCGCAAGUUUUUAGAAGGCAACAAUAUGGUAAUGGCCAGUUUGGAGAGGGAGCGGUAUCAUCUUGGACAGGGACAAGACGUUUAUCGCACAGUGGUUGAUGAUGACACCUUUUCUGUGGAUGUGGAUGUGGCCAGCAGGCCCCCAAUUCCAGUGCCCAGGCCAGAGGCCAGUCCUCCUGGAGCUCACCAGCUGCCCGACAAUGAACCGUACAUUUCUAAAGUUUUUGCAGAAAAAAGUCAAGAGCGGCCUGGGAAUGUCUAUGUUUCCUCAGAGAGCAUCAAGAAAGAGGCGCCUGUCAGACCCUGGAGGGAUAGACCCCAGUCAAGUAUAUAUGACCCUUUCGCUGGGAUGAAAACGCCAGGCCAGCGCCAGCUUAUCACUCUCCAGGAGCAGGUGAAGCUAGGCAUUGUCAAUGUGGAUGAGGCAGUGCUGCACUUCAAAGAGUGGCAGCUCAACCAGAAGAAGCGCUCCGAGUCCUUUCGCUUCCAGCAGGAAAAUCUUAAACGGCUAAGAGAGAGUAUCACCCGAAGACAGAAAGAGAAGCAGAAAACAGGGAAGCAGGCAGACCUGGAGAUCACAGUCCCAAUUCGGCACUCCCAGCACCUGUCUGGGAAUGUGCAGUACGGCGUCUACGAGAGUGGCCCCCGGAAAAGCAUCAUUCCUCUCAGAACAGAGCUAAGACGAGGAGACUGGAAAACAGACAGUACCUCUAGCACAGCAAGCAGCGCCAGUAACCGGUCCAGCACACGGAGCCUCCUCAGUGUGAGCAGCGGGAUGGAGGGGGACAAUGAGGAUAAUGAAGUUCCCGAGGUUAUAAGAAGUCGUAGUCCAGGCCCCCAACAGAUAGAUGGAAUGCCAACUGUGCCCCUUGAAAGACCCCCCAGGGUACCUCCUCGAGCUGCUUCACAGAGGCCUCCGACCAGGGAGACCUACUUCCAUCCUCCUCCACCUGUUCCACCCAGGGGUCGCUGAUUCUACCUCCUAAAACUUGCCUGAUCCAGGACUUUAAGACUCAUGAUUUUCAGCCUGUUAAUGAUGGUCUUCACGUUGAGUAUUGUGGGCAUGACUGCUGACCUUAAGAUCCUCUCUCAUGGCUGAUAAUGUUGUGGUCCUGCCCUGCUUGUUUGGACUAUCCUUGAAGAAGACAAUAUCAAGGCACGAAGAAGUGAAAAACUAAGGACUUUAUUCACCAUUGCCAAGUGUAUUAACUUUUGUUUGCCAAAAGGAUGAAGACUUAGUUGGAAUGCUUACCUCUCAUUUAGUUUGUCAGAAGUCUAAAAGAUUGACCAGAAGUAUACUUUACAAGUGAUUUGACUGGAGUGCACUUAUGUU
This is a messenger RNA of Chrysochloris asiatica (Cape golden mole), 2916 nucleotides long. It is a transcript of the gene PIK3AP1, whose product is annotated as phosphoinositide-3-kinase adaptor protein 1. Gene Ontology annotation, molecular function: signaling receptor binding; phosphatidylinositol 3-kinase regulatory subunit binding. The transcript is spliced from 17 exons. Lineage: Eukaryota; Metazoa; Chordata; Mammalia; Afrosoricida; Chrysochloridae. Gene Ontology annotation, biological process: signal transduction. Bases 130 to 2556 code for a protein of 808 amino acids. The record is from RefSeq and is a predicted model, not a curated record. Gene Ontology annotation, cellular component: cytosol.